Brassica oleracea var. oleracea is the source of this 648-nucleotide messenger RNA. Its product is annotated as glutathione S-transferase T3-like. The transcript has 2 exons. Bases 1 to 648 code for a protein of 215 amino acids. The record is from RefSeq and is a predicted model, not a curated record. Lineage: Eukaryota; Viridiplantae; Streptophyta; Magnoliopsida; Brassicales; Brassicaceae.
AUGGAUUCAAAGAAUCUUCCUACUCAGUCCUCUAGUUAUGUAGGACUUCAUAACAGUCAACAAGGAAGUGUUCUCCAUGAAAACUUUCCUUAUGAAAGUUAUCAUUCUAGUGUUCAUUUUCCUCCUUUCAGUUCACAACAAUCUGACGCUCCACCUCUACCUGAAGACACACCAGUGGACCGCAAGGAGAGAAGAAAAUGGAGCCCAGCUGAUGACGAGGUUCUAAUCAGUGUGUGGCUAAACACUUCAAAGGAUGCUGUUGUUGGGAAUGAACAAAAAAAAAGGACCUUCUGGAAGCGAGUUGGAGAAUAUUAUGCAGCAAGUCCUCAUGGUAGAGAGGAUGGUGAAAAGAGAGAGCAUCUUCAUUCAGAGCGACAAAUUAGCAGUGGUCAGAAUGACACUAGCAUUCUCAAGAUGGCUCAUGACAUCUUCUACUCUGAUCACAACAUCAAGUUUAACCUUGAGCAUGCGUGGUGUGUGUUGAGGUUUGAACAGAAAUGGUUUAGCCUUAACACUCCUAAAUCCAGUGGCUGUUCAAAGAGGAAAAAUGGUGAGACAUGUUCCCAAACUUCAAGCACCAAUGUUAGUGAUCAUGAGAUCCGACCUAAAGGUGCGAAGGCUGCUAAAUCUAAAAGGAAUACUGCUUAA